Messenger RNA from Nestor notabilis (Kea), 926 nucleotides. Its product is annotated as major facilitator superfamily domain-containing protein 4-like. The annotation marks the transcript as partial. NCBI's taxonomy places the organism in Eukaryota, Metazoa, Chordata, Aves, Psittaciformes, Psittacidae. Gene Ontology annotation, biological process: transmembrane transport. The transcript has 6 exons. The record is from RefSeq and is a predicted model, not a curated record.
GUCAUGAUGACUUAUUUAGCUGCUGCCAAAGCAAAAACUUCAGAGGGGCUUCUUACACCUACUUCGCAGUCCACAUCACUGGGGCUCUUGUUCUCUUCAUGACUGAUGGGAUUGUGGGAGAGUACUCGGGCUUCGUUUACAGCUACGCCGUGGAGGAGCCGCUCUCUGUAGUGCACAAAGUGGCCGGGGACCUGCCCAGCCUCUUCUGGGGGUUCAUCACGCUGGGCAGGCUCAUCUCCAUCCCCGUGUCCUACCGAAUGAAGCCAGCAACCAUGGUCUUCAUCAAUGUGGUUGGAGUCCUGAUAACCUUCCUCCUGCUCCUCAUCUUCUCCUACAGCGUCGUCUUCUUGUUUGUGGGGACGGCGUCUCUGGGGCUGUUCCUCAGCAGCACCUUCCCCAGCAUGUUGGCCUACACCGAGGACAUCCUGCAGUACAGAGGCUGUGCCACAACCGUGCUGGUGACUGGAGCUGGAAUUGGGGAGAUGGUGCUGCAGUUACUGGUGGGAUCGAUUAUACAUGAUCAGGGCAGCUACAGUUUCCUGGUCUGUGGGAUGGUCUUUGGAGGCUUGGCCUUUACCUUCUACGCCUUCCUCUUGUUUUUCCACAGGAUGUACCCCAAGUCCUCAGCAGACAUGGACGAUGCCUCCCCUGACAAAGCAGCAGUGAGAGACGACACUGGGCAGUACCAGCGCUAAAGCAGCGGCCAAGCCCUAGACAAGCAAUAAACCACCACACAAUGAAGCAUUACUCUUACGGAUGAUUUCACAUUUAAUGACUGAAUCAUGCGAGUUCUCUGCAAUCAAAAGCACAUUAGAGAGAUUGGGUAAGUCAGAAUCAAGAAAACAUCCUAAAACACUGCGUCAAGCUAAGCACAAAGUUGCCCGUGUCACACACACCAAAAAGACUGUCAGCAUCAGCCUGAGCCU